GGCGCGGUAUAAUAAGUGGAGUAAGGGAGAAUCCCAAGUCUGCUCCCACGACACCAUAUAUUCAUGUUCUGGUCGUUUUCGUCUGCGCCCUAACCAAAUUGGAUUCCAAUUCGACCCUAAUUCUCUGUUCAAUAUCCCUAACCAAUCCAAUCUCUUAAAACCCUAAUUUGAUCACCGAAGAAGAAGAAGAAGAAGAAGAUCGAUGUGGGCAGCUACGUGCCUAGCGUCAUGCUGCGCGUCGUGCGCAUGCGACGCUUGCAGGACCGUCGUUUCGGGAAUCAGCCGUCGUUCUGCCAGAAUCGCUUACUGUGGCCUCUUCGCCUUCUCCCUCGUCGUCGCUUGGAUUCUCCGCGAGGUUGCUGCUCCUCUCAUGGAAUCUAUUCCCUGGAUCAAUCACUUCAAACAUACUCCUAGCCGAGAAUGGUUUGAAACUGAUGCAGUUCUGCGGGUUAGCUUGGGAAAUUUUUUGUUUUUCACUAUUCUGGCAAUUCUAAUGGUUGGUGUGAAAACCCAGAAGGAUCCUCGGGAUAAUUUGCACCAUGGAGGUUGGAUGAUGAAAAUUGUCUGUUGGUUCCUUCUUGUAAUCUUUAUGUUUUUCCUUCCGAACGACAUCAUCAGCUUUUAUGAAACAAUGUCAAAGUUUGGCUCGGGUAUGUUUCUUCUUGUUCAAGUUGUGCUCUUGUUGGAUUUUGUUCAUGGAUGGAAUGACAAAUGGGUUGGGUUUGAUGAGCAAUUCUGGUAUGUUGCUCUAUUUGUUGUUUCACUUGUUUGUUAUGUGGCAAACUUUGCAUUCUCGGGAGUUCUCUUUCACUUCUUCACUCCAUCUGGACAAGACUGUGGAAUCAAUGUUUUCUUUAUUACUAUGACCCUGAUUCUCGCAUUUGUUUUUGCCAUAGUUGCUUUGCAUCCUGCAGUAAAUGGAAGCAUUUUACCCGCUUCAGUAAUAUCAUUAUACUGCACUUAUCUCUGCUAUAGUGCACUGGCUAGUGAACCAAGAGAUUAUGAGUGCAAUGGUCUUCACAAACACUCAAAAGCUGUUUCCACUGGCACCCUUACUUUGGGUUUAUUUACAACUGUUCUAUCUGUUGUUUAUUCUGCUGUACGUGCUGGCUCUUCUGCUGCAGUCCUUUCCCCACCAAGUUCCCCCCGUUCUGGUAAGCCUUUGCUUCCAUUGGAUGGAAAGGAGGAAGAAGAGAGAGAGAAAUCAAAGCCAGUUACAUAUUCGUAUGCUUUCUUCCACUUGAUUUUCUCUCUUGCUAGCAUGUAUUCCGCCAUGCUUCUGACAGGUUGGUCAACCUCUGUUGGAGAGAGUGGAAAGUUGGUUGACGUGGGGUGGCCUUCUGUGUGGGUCCGGAUUAUCACUUGCUGGGCAACUGCUCUGCUCUACCUAUGGUCUCUCGUAGCUCCUGUCCUGUUCCCAGAAAGGGAGUUCUGAUGAUACUGUUCCUCAUUUCAAGGUUACAAGGGAAAAUGUGUGUAUCCUAACUACUAUAUAGUCGAGUUGUGUUGCUUUUAACGCUAUGCAUCUCUAUCAACAUACAUUGGAAAUGGAAUAAAGUGUUUGCUAUGUAUGACAUUCCAACUGGUAUGUUUUUAA
This is a messenger RNA of Abrus precatorius (Indian licorice), 1597 nucleotides long. RefSeq names its product probable serine incorporator. Bases 203 to 1435 code for a protein of 410 amino acids. Gene Ontology annotation, cellular component: membrane. NCBI's taxonomy places the organism in Eukaryota, Viridiplantae, Streptophyta, Magnoliopsida, Fabales, Fabaceae. The transcript has 6 exons. The record is from RefSeq and is a predicted model, not a curated record.